This is a messenger RNA of Thlaspi arvense, 3080 nucleotides long. Lineage: Eukaryota; Viridiplantae; Streptophyta; Magnoliopsida; Brassicales; Brassicaceae. The record is from the annotation of a GenBank genome assembly.
UAUGUAUUCAGAUUCAACUUCUCAAAAACCCUAUAAAUAAUCCAUCACACUUAACACAAUAUCUCAAACCAAACACACAAUUAAGCUCAAAAGAAAAAUCGGAAGAUGUCUCAAAUACUCGUGUUCCUGGUCACCCUUAGCUUUCUCUCUUUAUCGUCAUCCCAAUCUUUCGCCACCGGAAAUGCCACGUGGCCGUCAAAUGUAUGUCGCUUCGCCCCGGAUCCAUCUUACUGUCGAUCGGUUCUACCAAACCAGCCCGGAGAUAUUUACUCCUACGGCCGUUUCUCUCUCAGACGUUCCCUCUCACGUGCCACCCGGUUCAUGUCGCUGAUUGACAAUGAAUUAAACCGGAAAGGCAAAGUGGCUGCUAAAUCCACCGUGCGGGCACUCGAAGACUGCAAAUUCCUAGCCAGCUUGACUAACGACUUCCUCCUUAGUAGCUCACGGACCGUCGAUGCCACCAAAACACUGUCGGUUUCGAGGGCCGAUGAUGUUCAUACGUUUCUAAGUGCUGCGAUCACCAACGAACAGACUUGUCUUGAAGGACUUAAAUCCACGGUGUCGGAAAAUGGUCUCUCCGGUGAUCUUUUCAACGAUACAAAACUCUAUGGGGUCUCUCUUGCCCUAUUUUCCAAAGGCUGGGUGCCAAGAAGGAAUAGAUCGAGACCGAUUUGGCAACCACAAGCCAGAUUCAAAAAGUUUUUCGGUUUCCGCAACCGUAGAUUACCGUUAAACAUGACGAAAAGGGCACGUGCGGUUUACAACACCGUGACUGGGUCUGGUAGAAAACUACUGCAAGCUGAAGCAGACGCCGUUCAGGUGAGCGACAUUGUGACGGUGAACCAGGACGGGACGGGAAACUUCACGACCAUAAACGCAGCCGUUGCAGCCGCGCCUAACAAAACUGACGGUAGUAACGGUUAUUUCUUGAUCUACGUAACGGCGGGAUUGUACGAGGAAUACGUGGAGGUUCCCAAGAACAAGAGGUACGUGAUGAUGAUCGGUGAUGGCAUUAACCAAACGGUUAUCACCGGAAACCGGAGCGUCGUUGACGGAUGGACCACUUUCAAUUCCGCCACAUUUAUUCUAUCAGGUACUAAUUUUAUUGGCGUGAACAUAACAAUCCGCAACACGGCAGGACCGACCAAAGGUCAAGCCGUCGCAUUGAGGAGCGGUGGAGACUUCUCAGUUUUCUACAGUUGCAGCUUUGAAGCCUAUCAAGAUACCUUAUACACGCAUUCUCUCCGACAGUUUUAUCGUGAAUGCGAUGUUUACGGCACUGUUGAUUUUAUAUUCGGUAAUGCUGCGGUGGUGUUACAGAACUGUAAUCUCUAUCCACGUCAGCCUCGCAAAGGUCAGUCGAACGAAGUUACGGCUCAGGGUCGUACCGAUCCGAACCAGAACACUGGUACGGCGAUCCAUGGGUGUACCAUAAGACCGGCGGAUGAUUUGGCUACGAGCAACUAUACAGUAAAAACGUAUCUUGGUCGGCCGUGGAAGGAAUAUUCGAGAACCGUUGUUAUGCAGACUUACAUUGAUGCUUUUCUUGAACCGACUGGCUGGAACGCAUGGAGCGGCGAUUUCGCACUGAGCACGCUUUAUUAUGCGGAAUUCAAUAAUACCGGACCCGGUUCAAACACGACAAACCGAGUCACUUGGCCCGGUUAUCACGUCAUUAACGCUAGUGAUGCUUCCAAUUUCACGGUCACAAAUUUUCUUGUUGGUGAGGGUUGGAUCGGACAAACCGGAGUGCCUUUCGUAGGUGGACUGAUUGCAUAACUUAACUUUAUACUUAUAUAUAUAUAUAUAUAUAUAUCAUUCAUGUGUUCUUUUUUUCUAAAUUAAAUAAUUGUGUAUCCAAGUCAAUUUAGUGAUGCCUGGUUCCAUUCCCACGGUGGCUAGGAUUUGUCAUAAGUAAUUACUAAUACUUGUUUAUCUACAAUAUUAUUGACAACCGAGUCAUUAUUUUCGGAAUUUAAACGUGUUACAAGAGACUGGCUACACUAAUAAUCCACCCAAUAACAAAUGAAGUUUUAGAAGCUCUUUGUGGUCCAGGACAACGCCACGUGGGCUGACAUUAGUGCCGCGUGUCGAAGUUUCAUGCGGUUUUGGAAAAAUUGCAAACCCGUUUUAGUUUCUUUUACCCACCCGCUUAAAUAUAUCAGAUGCUCCAUAGCCUUUUCAAAGAUAAAACCGGAUUACCCGGAAAUUUAGAUCCGUUAUGGCUGGGUAGAACCGGAUUGGAGCCUUCAAAUUCACUGGGAAUCUCCACUGAGACAUCGAGUAGAUGGAUCGGUUCUCUCUCACAGGCCUCCAUCGGAAAUCUCAACGGAGAAGAAGACGCGGAGGAAGAGGAGCUUGCGGUUUCUAUGUCCUCUACCGGUUUAACCGGAGCUGCCGGUUCGGGGGUUUGGGGUUGAACCGGAGCUCUGCAAAGCGGGCAAGUGGACCUGGAGCGGAACCAAGUAUCUAUGCAAUCGACGUGAAAAGCGUGGCCACAUUUCGGGAGAAGACGGCCUUCCUCCUCCUCCUCGAACUCCGACAAGCAGACGGAGCAAUCCUCUAGUGGCGAUUCAUGGUGAGUCUUGGAGGAGUAAACGAAGACCGGGAUCUUCUCGAGAACCGCGGGAUCGAGAGGGGAAAGGGAGGAGGAGAUGGUGGAGGCGGAGAGAGACCGGAGAUGAGCACGAAUCCGGCGGCGAACGCGACGGUUCUGACGGCGGAAUAACCAUCUGGCGUAGGUGUGGAAACAGAGGAUCAUAAUCACGGCCAUGAAGAGGAUGAUCACAGAGGAGAGCAUGAUUUUGCUGUUGAGAGCAUAGCCUGGAGGCGCGUGGAUCACGCUCCCCCACAUUGGCUUGCUGCUUUCUUCCCCGAUUCCCAUGGUUUCUAGCUAAAGGAGGUUUACUACAACACUUACUUACAGAGAGAUGAGAGAGGGACGAAAGAGUGUGGGAACUUGAUGUGUCUCAGAUUUAGAUCCUCUUUAUUUAUAGCCUAUUUUAAAUCAUUGGGUCCCCAUAUAGUAUUUUGUAAUGAAUUUUCAUUUUAUCUAAUUUUUAUACUAGUAUUAAAAAAAU